AUGCUGGAAGGGGCGGGGCCGGCUGGCGCCACCAUGGGCGCCCUCGUCCACCUGAGCAGCCUGAGGGGCCUCAGGGCCACCAACGGCGCCCAAGGGGACCUGACAGGCGACGCCCUGAGCGCUGGCCGCGGCGACGACAGGCGCAGCCGCAUCCACGGCGGCAGCGACGGCCGCGACGGCGGGGGGGCGAGGCAGCAGCAGGCCGCAGGGCUGGAGGACAGGGACGGCGCUGCUGGCGCCUCAAAGGGCGGCGCGGCGAGCGACGGCCCCAACAUAGCCAUGUUCGCCCCCGUCGCCGGCGGCCCUACGAGUGGGCUGUCGUCGCCGGUCUCGCUGGACUCCCCUGAUGCCUCGGCGCCCGUGCAGCUCAUCCCGGCGCAGCGCCUGAACUACACCUACGAAGCGCCGCUCCCAGGCGACCCCUCAUCCCUGGCCGGCCCCGCCGACGACGAGGAGAGCGACCAAGAGCCCGACCCUGACGCGGACCCCAGCGCUGCGCCCCCCCGCUCGCCCCGCCCCCCGCGGCCGGUGGUGGUGGGCGGGCCCCCCGGCCUGGUCAUCACGCCGGCGGUGGCGCUGGCGGCGCGCCAGGCGGAGCGCAACGUCAGCAUGACGUCAUGGGUGGUGGCCGCUGUGGAGAUCGCAAACCUGACGGGCCUCGAGGCGGCAUCGGCCGGCUGGAAGGCGACGCGCGCCGGCAGCGCCCUGAUCGCCAAGGCCGCCGGCAUAGACCCCAGCCAGGUGGAGGUGGCCAUGAGCGCAAACCUAACGCUGGGCGUCCGCCUCGCCGGCGCAGACCUCGGCGCCAACCCACGCGCCACCACGCGCGCGCUCAAGCGCGCGUUUGCCGAGCUCGCGCUCGGGUUCGACGGGGGCCUCAUAUCCGUGUACCCCGCGCCGCCGCCCGACCCGGCAGCGGCGGGGCCAAAAGCUGAU
This is a messenger RNA of Monoraphidium neglectum, 936 nucleotides long. RefSeq lists its product as hypothetical. The annotation marks the transcript as partial. Lineage: Eukaryota; Viridiplantae; Chlorophyta; Chlorophyceae; Sphaeropleales; Selenastraceae. The record is from RefSeq and is a predicted model, not a curated record. The transcript is spliced from 4 exons.